AUGCUUCCCCGCGGUCUCAAAUCCGUCAUACUCGUCGUCGUUUUGCUGCUCAUCGCUCUCGGUGUCUAUCUCAGUCCCUUGCAAGUUCACGUCCCCUACGAUCUCCUCCCUUCCAUCGCCAUGGGUCCCAUCACGCACCUCGUUCUGUUCCAGUUCAAGGAGGACGCGUCCUCUUCAGCCAUCAGAGACGAUGCUGCAGCUGAAGGACAACUGCGUCCACCCCACCAGCGGCACUCCCUACAUCGUGUCCGCCAAGGGAGGCAAGGAUAA
Molecule: messenger RNA, 270 nt
Organism: Verticillium alfalfae VaMs.102
Lineage: Eukaryota; Fungi; Ascomycota; Sordariomycetes; Glomerellales; Plectosphaerellaceae
Product: stress responsive A/B barrel domain-containing protein
Exons: 2
Coding region: 1-270 (89 amino acids)
Source: RefSeq, a predicted model, not a curated record